UUGCCAACUAUUCUAAUUCUGCAUUGAUCUGAUUCUGUUCCAAAUAAUCCUCUUAUUCGCAUGCUCCUCUCGGGUUUAUACAAGCUUUACACGCUUAUCGUCCUAUCUCAGUCAGGAGGAGCAUCAUAAAUACUUAUAUUAAGUCUAGACCACAACAAAAACAGUUCAAUGCGAACACAGAAGUGUAAUUAUUCGACUCUGACGCUGUUGUUGGUAAAAUAUUAUUAUAAGAGUGUACAGCAAAGUGGUGGGCCUCGCUCACUUCCGAGCUGAAUUUCGCUGCGUGCACUACCAAAUCAAAGUAGUUUCAUCACUUGUACAAUUAACCGAUAUCAAAGAGACAGAAUUGUUCCAACUAAAAUUGUUUGAAAAUUGCUGAUCGCUCACCCACAAUGCUACCAAUCGGGACAACUUGCGUACUUCAGACUCAACACGAUGAGAAAGUUGAGACAGAAUUCUCACUCACCCAAAUUGAGUUGGAACCUUUUCUCCAUCAAGUGGGGGGCCACUCGUCCAUUUUUAUUUUGGACGAAGGAACAAUUUGUAAACCUCUAAUUGCGAGAGAACUACAGUUUUAUGAGCUGAUGCCGACCUGUCUCAAACCAUUCACGCCAGAAUAUCGGGGUGUCAUUCAAGUGCGUUUCGUGGAAGACUCGGAUGGGUACAUUCGAGUGGAUGCAUACGCACCGAAAUCAAUUUCUACAAAUCAAUUGCAUGAGUCCACCACAAAAAGACGGGGACGAAAUCGACGUAUCCGACUCAAGAAAUCUGGCAGCAUUGACAUUCAAACCGACUUUGGCAAUAGUAAAGAAAGCUUAUUGAAGAAAGCGGAUCUGGAUUUAAGUCAGGAUGGGAAUCUGGCGAGUGCAUUGGAGAGACGUCCUUCCGUCUCCUUAUCAAUUCCAAUGACCAGCGGGAGUAGUAAUAGUAGCAGCAGUUGUAGGACCCCUCCCACCGAAAUUCUCCACAAUCCAUGGGCAGUUCAAUGUCAGAAAAGCCAGCUUAGCAAACUCAAGAGUCAGAACCAUCCUCAAAACUUUCUCCUGCUGGAAAACAUAACUCGAAGAUUUGAACAUCCUUGUGUCCUUGACUUAAAAAUGGGCACUCGACAAUAUGGCGAUGAUGCAUCUGAGGAUAAAAUACGCAGUAAAAGUGCAAAAGCUGGAAACUCAACAAGUGUGCAUCUGGGGGUCAGGAUUUGUGGAAUGCAGGUGUACCAAACUUUAUCGAGUAGUUUUGUUUGUCAAGACAAAUAUUAUGGGCAGAAACUGAACGUGUCCGGCUUCCAUGAUGGAUUGACACAGUUUCUGAGCAAUGGUCACCGGCUCAGAGUUGACGCUCUCAACACAUUGUUGGGCAAGUUAAGAGAGCUUCGCCAAGUGCUGCUGACUCUGGACACGUUCAGAUUCUACACGAGUUCCCUUCUCCUUGCUUACGAGGGCCGGGACGACGAUGUCGAUGAUGGCGUGAAUAACUCAUCGGGCAUGAUCGUCGAUGUCGAGGUAGCAAUGAUCGACUUUGCUCAUUCCACGUACUCCGAACUGGACAAAAAGAAACAUGAAGGACCAGAUGCUGGCUACAUUUUCGGGUUGAACAAUCUAAUCUCUACAUUGGAACAAAUUUCUGAUGAGAAUAUAAAUAGCAAAUAAGUGUAACAUGUUUUUGUUUCAAUAAACAUUAUUUAACAUGA
This is a messenger RNA of Folsomia candida, 1690 nucleotides long. Its product is annotated as inositol hexakisphosphate kinase 1. The record is from RefSeq and is a predicted model, not a curated record. The transcript is spliced from 6 exons. Gene Ontology annotation, cellular component: nucleus; cytoplasm. Gene Ontology annotation, biological process: inositol phosphate biosynthetic process; phosphatidylinositol phosphate biosynthetic process. NCBI's taxonomy places the organism in Eukaryota, Metazoa, Arthropoda, Collembola, Entomobryomorpha, Isotomidae. Gene Ontology annotation, molecular function: inositol hexakisphosphate kinase activity. Bases 393 to 1649 code for a protein of 418 amino acids.